AGCAUAUUAAAGCACGACAAUUCCACAUCCUUAAAAAAGGAGAGAAAGAGAGAGAGAGAGAGAGAGACAGAGAGAUGGUUUAACCAUGCAAACAAAAACCACUGUCAUAGCAAACACACUCGCACAAACCUUGGGGCCACCAUUGACCCAUUCCAAUUAUUUUUAUGCUCAAAAAUUUCCACGUUCAGACCCCAAUCUGCUUGGAAACUUGGGACCAGAGACAAAAAAAAUCAUUAACCAUAUGUAUUCAACGGAGACAAAUAUCAUUGAAUGAGCUGCCUUUGAAAUCUUGACUUCGGCGUAGAAUCUUAAAGAAUCUCCCAACUACCCUCCAAAUACUUCUCUACAUUCACUACCAUCUCUCCACCCACCGCACCCAAAAAUCUCCACCGUCCGAUCAUUACAAUAUAAGAAAUUCAAACUUGAUCGUAACCAACCAACAUGACAUUGGACUUGUUUCUGUAAAACACCAAGGGUUGUGCCUCAACUCUGGCGGAGGAACAUAAACCAAGUUAGAGAGUUUUGAAACCAAAAAUGGCAGAUCCAUCAUUGGUGGUUCCGAUUGCAUACCGAAACAGCUCCACCGCCGUGCCUGACUGGCUAAACAAGGGAGACAACGCAUGGCAAUUGGUCUCCGCGGCACUGGUCGGCAUGCAAGGCAUGCCGGGCCUAGUGAUCCUCUACGCGGGCCUUGUAAAGAAGAAAUGGGCACUUAACUCAGCCUUCAUGGCGCUCUACGGCUUCGCAGCGGUCAUGCCUUGUUGGGUUUUGUGGGCUUACAAGAUGUCCUUUGGCCACCGCCUCCUACCCUUCUGGGGAAAGGCUGGCCUCGCCGUCUCCCAAGACUAUUUGAUCCCGCAAGCCCUUCUUCCUUCAACACUUUACAAAGGCGGUGUAACUGCGGCAAUUCAACCAUGGUAUCCCAUGGCAACUAUGGUGUUCUUUCAAUAUGCUUUCGCUGCUGUGACUGUCAUACUCCUCGCAGGUUCUCUGUUGGGUCGGAUGAGUAUCAAAGCUUGGAUGCUUUUCGUUCCUCUGUGGAUCACAUUUUCCUACAGUGUUGGAGCUUUCAGCGUAUGGGGCGGAGGCUUCCUCUUCCAGUGGGGCGUCAUGGAUUACUCAGGCGGCUAUGUCGUUCAUCUAGCCUCUGGCGCCGCGGGAUUCACAGCUGCAUAUUGGGUGGGACCGAGAUUACAGGAAGACCGGGACGAGUUUCCGCCAAAUAAUCUCUUGCUCGCACUGGCCGGAGCUGGUAUUCUGUGGAUGGGAUGGACGGGUUUCAAUGGAGGCGAUCCUUUCGCUGCUAACGUGGAUGCCUCCCUCGCAGUUCUGAAUACCCAUAUAUGUGCAGCAACCAGUCUCCUUGUAUGGACUUGCUGGGAUGUUCUGUUCUUCAAGAAGCCAUCAGUGAUUGGAGCAAUCCAGGGAAUGAUUACUGGGUUGGUAUGUAUCACUCCCGGCGCAGGUCUGGUACAAGGAUGGGCUGCACUGGUAAUGGGGAUAGCUUCAGGAACUAUUCCAUGGUACACCAUGAUGAGUCUGAGCAGAAAGCUCCCAUUACUACAAAAAAUCGACGACACACUCGGUGUCUUUCACACUCACGCUGUUGCCGGGACCUUAGGCGGGGCUCUGACAGGGCUCUUUGCUCAUCCAGACCUCUGUAGCCUGUUUCUGGCAGUACCUGAUUCGGAAGGAGCGUUCUAUGGCAAAAAAGGUGGAGUCCAAUUCCUGAAGCAGUUAGCGGGUGCAUGUUUUAUAAUAGGAUGGAACGUAGUCGCAACAUCCAUCAUUUUGCUGGUGAUUAGGUUAGUGAUACCUCUUCGGAUGUCUAAGGAAGAGCUCAAGAUUGGGGAUGAUGCGGCUCACGGAGAAGAAGCCUAUGCUCUUGCUGGACAAGGGCAGAGAGAAACAUAUUCACACAAUGGAAGAGUGGAAGAUGGUGUUGAGCUCCAGCAAGUUUGAUAUGGGUUUCAUUUCACAUAAAAGAAACAGAGAACAAUAGGAAAAGUUCAGCAAUGCCAGCACAGAUUUAUAAUGUAAAAAGUACCAAUUGUUGUUUAAAUUGUAUUUGUCUUACAGUCA
Molecule: messenger RNA, 2082 nt
Organism: Camellia sinensis
Lineage: Eukaryota; Viridiplantae; Streptophyta; Magnoliopsida; Ericales; Theaceae
Product: ammonium transporter 3 member 1
Biological process (GO): ammonium transmembrane transport
Cellular component (GO): plasma membrane
Molecular function (GO): ammonium channel activity
Source: RefSeq, a predicted model, not a curated record